This is a messenger RNA of Melampsora larici-populina 98AG31, 1977 nucleotides long. RefSeq lists its product as uncharacterized. The record is from RefSeq and is a predicted model, not a curated record. The transcript is spliced from 5 exons. The coding region runs from base 1 to 1977 and encodes 658 amino acids. NCBI's taxonomy places the organism in Eukaryota, Fungi, Basidiomycota, Pucciniomycetes, Pucciniales, Melampsoraceae.
AUGUCACUAGAUGUAUCGCUUGCCACUAAGGGAAUCACCAUACUGACACUCAAGUACACAACUUGGUGUACGGCUGAAUUUGGAUUGCAAAAAACAUUAUUCCUGUUCCUGUUAGCCUGCUCAGAUACUCUUCCUGUGACUACCUGGUCCUGCAAGACUUCCAUGUCUAGUAGUGACAAUCCUGUUCUCCCGUGUUCCACUCGACAACAUCCCGGAGCAACAUUGAAUCAAGUCGACAAUCCUGAACGGAUUAUUUUUCCCACCCGCCCUCAACAGCCAGCUUCACAUCAGAUUCCAUCUGCAACUUUUAUUGACAGUCCGAUACGUGCAGCCUCAGCUCCUCCAGCCCCUGAUCAUACUAUCCGUGGUCCUCCCUUGAUACAAUCAAAGUGGGAUCUUAUUGUUAAUCCCCCCAAUCCUCAAGGAUAUCUGGUUGUGAUGGCUACUUGGCCUUUACCAGGCAUCUCAGUAUCAUUGGAUCAGCUCUCUGACAAUUUGGUUCCAGCAGCUUCCCAACCUUCGUUACCGCGUCCUAAACCGCGACGUAGUGUUCCUGGUUCCUUCGAUCCUCAGUUAUCCAUUCUCGCAUCUGAACCUAGCUCGACAACUCAGGUCAUGGACCAACAAUCUUCUUCAUUAACUCAGGAUGUCAACGUUGCUCGUACAAAAGCCGAGAAUGAGCAACUUUGUCAGGACAACGUGAGUCUGCGCGCGGAGAUGGGCGACAUUUGUCGACUCCUAGAAAACCUUUUGGCUCAACAGAAGCCACCGGUGGGUGACGUGACGGGCGGGUCUUCUGGGGACGCAACAUCAACUCAACGACCACCACACGUUGACCCUUCCUUAGAUCAUGGCUCUCAAACUGCCCAGAUUUUUACUUUGACACCGGUGGUCAAUAAUCAAGGAAACCUUUUCCAUGUACCAGCUUCUCUGCCUUCAGUCCCUGAAACGGCCCACAUUCCUAUGAUUUCACAUGUCGACUUGUCAAAGUUUCGGGCAAGCGAUUGGCCUCAGUAUAAGGGCGCCUUUGGUGAUGUGGCUGCGUUUAGGUUAUGGCAAUACCAAAUGGAAUCCAUCUUUUGGAGGACCUUUGUGGGUAAAACGUGGGAGCAGGUGAUGGUCAAGAUGCAGAGUGUUGUUUUACCGGUAGGAUGGGAUGAAGCGGCCAAAGAAAAAUUAAGGGAACUCACAAUGAAGCCCAAUGAGUCUUGCACUGCUUAUUGUGGGAGAGCACGUUUAAUUCAAGAAGAGAUCGGCGUGGAAGGGUGUCCAGAUGAGACAUUGGCGUAUGUGGUGGUAGGUGGUAUGGGUGGUACAUUUAAAGCGUGGGCAAAGAUGGAGAAGGUGGUUCAGAAGAGUCUUGAUGCGACAGGAAGGUUUUCGUUCCCAAUCUUCGAAGAGCGUGUAGGGAGUAUCUGGUUAUUAACUCAAGCCAUGGAUGCAUUGGGUUCUAAUCAAUCACAAUUGUCAGAAGGUCGUAAUUCAUCGACUUCUGCUCCGGCGCCGAACAUCCAGAACCAGUUUCAGUCAAAUAACGGCACUCAACCUUUUUUUCGUCCGGCCUUGUCUUCUGAAGAAAUCAUGGCACGCAAUGUUUGUUUUGGGGCAUAUAUGUGUUUGAUUGGGUUGUGUCCAAGGUGCAAAAGUCCUUGUGAUAAGUGGCUAGGUGGUUGUACGGCAAAAGCAAAUACUGCAUUCUUUUCGGUUCCAAUCGAGUUCCCGCGAGUUGUGCCUUAUCCGCCUCCAAAAUCAAUCUCGGGUAAUGUUGUUGGGCGUUCAACUUCAACGAUAGGUACACCAAGACUGGUUCCUCGUAAGGUGGAUGUAGCAGCAGUUGAAAGCGGGGGUAGUGCUGUUGUUGCGGAUGUGGGUGACUUCCCGGAUCUUGGUAGAGUAGAUCUGGCAGCUUAUGAUGCGUUGGUGGCCAAGUUGAAUAAACCAACUGAUGAAGUACGCACCUCUUCUCAAUCCUGUUGA